AUGGAAGAUUUGUCCAUAAAUGUGAGAAGAGAGGUGGUCCGUUACAGGCGGAGCAGAGGCGGCUACCAGCGGCUUGGCGGCAUGGGCCGAGAGGACCCAGCUGCCUCCACAGAGUGGAGGCUGCGGCGGUUUCGCUUCCGCCUCAGGCUUAAGCCGAGGCUGAAGCUGCUGCUCCGGCUAUCAUCUGCCAAGAAGCUGUUUGCUUGGAUGCGGGAUGCAUAUGUGAGGAUGAUGCUGGGAUUUGCCGAGUCACAGCUGCUCGGGUCGGGGUACGGAGGAGAUGCCGCUAUUGACAAGUUCGGAAGGGUCCCACGGAAGGAGUACGAUCAAAAGGUAAUUAUUGAGGUGUACCGCUCGCUGGUGAUGGCGCAAGGGCAGCUGGUGCCCCGCCAAGCUGCGAAUCUCGGUGCCGCGGUGGUCGACCGACCGUAG
This is a messenger RNA of Punica granatum (pomegranate), 432 nucleotides long. The record is from RefSeq and is a predicted model, not a curated record. Lineage: Eukaryota; Viridiplantae; Streptophyta; Magnoliopsida; Myrtales; Lythraceae.